Verticillium alfalfae VaMs.102 is the source of this 429-nucleotide messenger RNA. RefSeq lists its product with no specific name. Bases 1 to 429 code for a protein of 142 amino acids. Lineage: Eukaryota; Fungi; Ascomycota; Sordariomycetes; Glomerellales; Plectosphaerellaceae. The transcript has 3 exons. The record is from RefSeq and is a predicted model, not a curated record.
AUGCCGACGCCGCCACCCGCGCAAGGUGGCGGGGUUCCCGGCGCGCCGCCGCCGCCACCACCUGGCUGGCCCGGCGCGCAGCAGAAUGCGCAGGGCGCGCAAGCGGCGCAGUUCAGUCCCGCCUUCUUCGCGGCGAUGCUCGCGCAGAUGCAGCGGAGCCAAGGCCAGAAUGGACAGCCGCCGCCACCGCCGCCGCCGCAAACAUCGGAUGAAAUUCUUGUCAGACGAAUUACAGUGGGUUCUACAUGUAGCAUGAUUUGUCGAUUCAUAGCAAGGAUACGCACAAGAUUCGGCAGGGGCACAAGGCCGACGCGCGAGAUGAGGCUCGACGAUCCUCCGCCACAAAAUCCCCGCGGCGCCUCCCCGUCAGCCGGCGGACCCUGCCUGUAUUGGCCAUUGACAGGCCGCCAAAGAGGCGAGGUGCUGUGA